Molecule: messenger RNA, 1656 nt
Organism: Elgaria multicarinata webbii
Lineage: Eukaryota; Metazoa; Chordata; Lepidosauria; Squamata; Anguidae
Gene: AUP1
Product: AUP1 lipid droplet regulating VLDL assembly factor
Exons: 12
Coding region: 75-1367 (430 amino acids)
Cellular component (GO): endoplasmic reticulum membrane
Molecular function (GO): ubiquitin binding
Source: RefSeq, a predicted model, not a curated record
GAAGGCAGCCCAGGCCCCGGGCGGAGGAGGAGGAGGAGGCGGAGGCGGCGUCGGCGGCCGGGAGAAGGGCCGGCAUGGAGCCUGCCGCUGCUGCCCCUGUCGGGCCGGAUCGCCUCUUCGACUCGCACCGGCUGCCGAGCGACGGGCUGCUGCUGCUGUCGCUGCUGCUCUACGCGCCGGUGGGCCUUUGCCUGCUGCUGCUGCGCCUCUUCCUGGGCCUCCACGUCUUCCUGGUCAGCUGCGCCCUCCCGGACAGCGCCCCCCGCAGGUUCAUCGUGCGUGUGAUGUGCUCGGUGCUGGGCCUGGUGGUGCGGCAGAGCCACCCCCGAGAGCGGCAGCAGCAGCAGCAGCGCAGCCUCCGCGCCCACGUCUACAUCGCCAACCACAUCACCCACUUCGACCACAACGUCCUCAACCUGCUGACCUCCUGCAACGCGCCUGUGUUGAACGGCACCUCUGGCUUCAUCUGCUGGUCGCGGGGCUUCCUGGAGGUCGGCGGCACAGAGAGCCGAGCGGAACUGCUGGAGUCACUGAAGGCCUACUCCUCCCAGGGGGGCCACCCGCCUCUGCUGCUCUUCCCCGAGGAGACCACCACCAACGGCCGGGCCGGCCUGCUGCGCUUCAGCUCGUGGCCCUUCUCCAUCUUGGAUGCUGUCCAGCCAGUGGCACUGCAGGUCCAGAGGCCUUUCGUGGCUGUGAGCGUGGCUGACGCCUCCUGGAUUACCGAGCUGCUCUGGACUUUCUUUGUCCCGUUUACCAUUUAUCAAGUAAGAUGGCUCCCCUCAAUCUGCAGACCAGCUGAGGAGACCCGUGAGGAGUUUGCACUGCGGGUUCAGGAGCUGCUGGCCCAAGAGCUGGGAGUGCUGCCCACUCGGCUCACGGCUGCGGACAAAGCAGAGCACCUGAAGCGGCUGCGGCACAGCCCCCCCGCCUCUUACGCCCCCCCUGUUCCGAGCCCGCCCUCGGGAGCCCGCUCUCGAGGACCCCCCAGCACGGCCUCCGCAGAGGAUGUGCGCCUGAUGGGCCUGGCCCAGCGCGUCAAAGAAGUCCUGCCCCACGUGCCCCUGGCAGUCAUCCGCAAGGACCUCGCCCAGACUCAGUGCGUGGACACCACCAUCGCUAAUCUCCUAGAGGGGCGGGUUCCCCACGAGGAGGAGACAGAGGCCUCCUUGCCUGCUCCCUCGGCCUCCGGCACUCACCGCCCUCCAGCCUCUCCCCCAGCUGCCACGGUGCCCGUGAAGCUCUUCGCCAGAUCCCCCGAGGCAAGGCACCUCUCCCUGCAGGAGCGGAAGCGGAUCCUCUACGACUAUGCCCGGAGGAGAUACAGGGAGAAAUAUGGAUCGGCACAGCAGGAGGGGAGCCGCUGACCAGUUCCGACUUUUCCUGGACUCGUGGGUUGAUCCGUGUGGGGUGUGGCUGCUGUGCGCUGGAGCUGUGCCUUUGAGCUCUAAGUGUGUCCGGUCCAAGAAGCGUCUCCGCAGAGGCAGAAGAAGACUGAUGCCCGAGGCCGGCCCACCCGGCUGCGCUCCCUUCCAUCGGCAGGCCUGGACCUAGCCUAGCCCUGCAGCACUGCUAGGGCCAGGAGCCGGCGUCCGCAUUUGGAGUGGGGGGUGGGGGAAGCUUUCACUAUCAAAAUAAAUAUUACUCAAAUUCUCA